Messenger RNA from Pseudomassariella vexata, 1281 nucleotides. Its product is annotated as S-adenosyl-L-methionine-dependent methyltransferase. The coding region runs from base 80 to 1087 and encodes 335 amino acids. Lineage: Eukaryota; Fungi; Ascomycota; Sordariomycetes; Amphisphaeriales; Pseudomassariaceae. The record is from RefSeq and is a predicted model, not a curated record. The transcript has a single exon.
CAAGAAUGCCGAAGGUAGCGCCAAGCUAAAUUCACGUGAACUCUUUGUUUCCAAAGGAUCACGCGUGUUCCUAGACGACAUGGACUCGACGCUAGUAUACCCACUACCUGUUGAUGUAGAAGAAACUGACCGCCAAUCAUUGUGGACGCUUCUUCUGCUGGAAAUCUACGGCACUCCCAUCCUAUCCUAUGAGUUGGCCCGUAAGCCACCACGGCGGAUACUCGAGGUAGGCUGCGACACGGGGUUUUGGAGUAUAAUGUGCCACAAGCAUUUCCAGUCAAAAGGAAUCAAAGUCUCCUUUGUGGGAAUUGACAUCAAGCCGCCAUCCCCGCCGGAUGCGAGCUAUGCCGAAUUGGACAUGGAUUGGCAGUACAUCCAGCAAGAUAUGCGGGAGGCGCCAUGGCUGUUGGAGAGUGGCUCGUUCGAUCUGAUCAUGGCCAAGGAUAUGGCCCUGGUCUUCACAGAUAUUCAGUACGGGGUAGUCAUGGGGGAGUACCUACGCCUACUAAGACCUGGCGGCACUCUAGAGGUUUGGGAGCGGGAUCUCAGCGUUCGUGCGCUGAAGCCCCAGGCCUCAGGGACCACCACGUCCACCAACGACAUGACAUCACUCGGGGUGUACCCUGUGGACGUCAGCACUAGGUUAGGUCCAGCUAUGAAUCCGUAUCUGGUUGAGUACAACGUCUGGCUGACCAAGGCCCUGGCCAAAUUCGGUCUCACCCCUGUACCGUGUGCCGUCAUCGGACCAGCCUUGGGGGGCUUCCUCACCCCAGAAGCCGAGGCUUUGGAAGGCAUGAUUUCCAAGCGACUUGCGAUACCUCUGAGCGAGAUUAAGUGGGAAUGCCAAAAAGGAGAGCUGCGAGUGUUGAGUCCGCACCAAAUGGCUGUCCGGGAUACCGCUCUCGAAUGUCUCGUCGGGCUUAUCGACGCUUUCGAGCCCUUGUUAAAACCUGCGAGCAAUAAGAACCAGGAUGAUUGGGAUCAGUGGUUUAGCAAAGCGAGAACAAAUUUGGUCCGCGACCGAGGUGCUAAUGGGGGCGAAUGUUUGGAGAUUGGCAUAUGGAGUGCUCAAAAGAAGGCUUGUUGAAGUCACAUUCGACCAUUUGGAAUGCCAACCAAGGGCAUAUUUUCUGGCGCUAGUAGUUGGAACUUUGGGACAAAUUCCAUUGAAAGUAAUUUUGAGGAAUUACUCACUGGUGAAAUAGGUAGCUAGAAACAAGAGAAGCCACAAUGGGCACAAUGAGGGCAUAGGAAGUAUUAUGUGGGUAUAUCAACUCAGAG